CGGCGCUCCGUCUGCGCGUGCGCGCGGCGAAACUCCUGACGUCAGUGCUGUAUGCGGCUGGCGGCGAUGGCAGAUCCGCUGCUGAUGCGAGGAGUAGAGGAGCACGGUCGGCCCGUUCAGCCGACGCUGGGUGGAAUAUAAACGAGAACGGCUAUUUUUUCCAAUCGGAGGGCCACGACAAAACGAUCAUCGUCAAUGGCGAGGAAUACGGGACACGUAUAUUAAUCUCACGGCUGGGAAAUAAGGACAUUCGUACGGGCUAAAUGGAUAAAGCAGAGCGAGCUAGUUAACACAGGUGGAUUAUUCGUCUUCAAUCGGGCGGCGUUUCUUCAGUGGCCGAUAAUCUGAAAUCUUAUUAAAAUAUACAAUGGUAUGACGGGGGAUUGGAAUUGCGAUUUUUUUGUCGUAUUUUAAAAUCCUGAUCAGCGAAGGGAUGGUGAAGGCCAGUGAUGAAGAGGAGCGAAUCGGCUAGCUGGAGCCUUGCUUUCGGGACGAAGGAUGCUGGCAGCUGUGAAACGGCAUAUAACGUCCGUUGGCCGAUGACUCUUAUGUUUUCUAACCCGUUUCGCAUCACCCGGCCAGUUGGUAUUUGUAACCGCGUUCUGAGGAUAACGUACAAGGUGUUUUACAUGGAAAUAUCUCGGAGUAAGGACAUGUCACGGUUUUAAUUAGCUGGCUAAAUCGGGAAAAUGUGCCAGUGGGUACGAACAUGAAGCGAGGAGCUGGAGCUACCGCUGUAAAAUACAAUAAAUGUGUCUUAUAAAAACUGUAACCGUCCUGGACACUUACAACUAAUUUAUUGCUUCAUGUUAUUUAUUUCUCUGUGGCUUAUUAGCUUGGUUAGUAGGUAGGCUCCCGGCCACCCAGGUAUCACUAGGGCUUCGUUUACUGCUCCACGCCGUUUAUUUCCGAAAACCCCGGGGUUCAGCCGCCACCGAGCCGGCGUGUUACCACAGCCGAGCACCCAAACUCUUUAAUGCUGACAUAGCUGUAGCCGUGCGGGAUACCAAGCGUGGUGACCGGGCGCCGUUGGUACGCGGCACCUCCAAUGUCAAAACGGGGACAUGGCGUUGUUUUUGUCGUAGUAUUUCACUGGAGAAAGAACGAAUGGCGAAAUCACACCAUCCCGUCCCAGUAACGCUGGUUUUCAUUUAGUCGACAUCAAAGUGGUGGGAAAAGGAGAGGAAGUGCUCAUUUACGGCUUAUUUUGGGCAGCGCAAUGCUAAUGGUUAUGCUAGCGGUCAGCGUGUGGUAAUAUGUUGCUUAGCAACUUUGGGUCCGAAGAGCCCUUCGCGGAAAUGUACAUAAUCGUAUUUAGCCGUGUUUUUGCCUCAUUAAACAAACACUUCCAUUAGCCCUCCGUUAUUUUUCCAAGGCGACAUAUUCCACGUCUCAUACGCAUCACCUUAGUAAUUAGAUCUGACAGGGAACGAGUAACCGAAACAACGACGAAUCUCCGUAUGAGGUGUAUGCGCAGAAAUUGUAGUUGCUUUUUAACUUCAUGUAUUGGGAAUUAACUGCGUAAUGGCAAUGUUUAUGGCAGACAGGGUUAAGCAGAUGUUAUAAUUUAAUCGCAAGGAUGUGUUUGAAUCGUUUCUGGGAUAAGUUGGCAUCUAAUAAACGCGUGAGGCCUCCUUUUCGGUUGAAAGGGACUCUGAUUAAUUCAAUUUCACAGUAUUGACUACAGAAUUAGCUUAAGCGACGUUUAGACUUCUUUCUUUUAAAUAAAGGGGACUGUAAGACUGCCUUAGGAUAAAAAUUAAUCAUUCAAAAAUUAUAAAUAAAUGGAACAAGUCCUUCUGUCCAGCCCUGGUGGGCAUUCAGAGUGGGAACUGGAGCAGAAGCCAACCCUGGGAUUUCUCCUCCUGGAUCCAGAUAAAGAGUCUCUGUCCAACAGAAGCAACAAGAGCCCAGAUUCAGGCCUGGAUUUCCGGGAGUCUGAGAAAGACCUGGUCUCAUUUAGUCUGGAUGAAAUUCUUCAAGAUAAUGCCUUAAAGCUCAAUGACCUUUUUCAGAACUCCAGGUAUUCCAGUGUGGACCAGUUACUGUCCUGGGAGAAAGGACCAGAAUGCCCUGUACUUCAGUGGGACAACCAUUCCUCCCAGUCUCCAAAUUGUCCCCAUAAGGAACCUGCAGAGGUAAUGAACUUUCCCAUUGCUGCUGUUGAACGAAAUUUUGAUGAUGCUUCACCUGUCCAUGUCUUCUCUAGCACCCUUGAGUGCCGUCAAGAGGAUAUUUUGGUUCAGGAGCUAGAUCUUGACCAGAAUGCACAGAAUAUUCAUAGCACUCCUGAUGAACUUAUUGAUUUCAGGGAUAUUCCUUCACAAUCACCGGUUUUCUCAAAGACAUUGGAUUGUAAAUGGGAAGAUUUAAGUUUUUUGGACGCUUCGCUGUAUCCUGAAAAUGAAUCCCCCACUUCUUGUUCCCCCCCUCCCAAUGAGGUACAUGUGGGUGACAAAGAGGAUCUGUCCGUCUUAUCACAAUAUGAGGAGAGCGUUCUUACUCUCGCGUCACAAGGUGAGGAGAGAGUGUCAUGUGAAACCGGGGACAAAGGUUUACCCUUUGAAUUGCGGAUGGAUCCGCUCACACCAAGUAACGCUAUCCAGGUGGGUUCACCUGAGAGCCGCGUGAGCAGCCCUUCUCACGUCACCAGUCCGAGCGACUGUCACAAACCGUCGGGACUUUGCAAGUCCUCCACGCUUUUACACAAUGAGGAAGGCAUUGACGUCUAUCUUGAAGCUUAUGAGCAACAAACCUGUGAAAAUGUAAUUUCAGACUUGGAAAAAGCAGUUAAUGAGCAGGACAUCUCGGUGGAUGCAGUUGCUGUUUGUUUGUCGGGGGAGCAUGGAGCUGAGGUAGAUCCCUCCUUUUUGCUUUGUUCCCUGUCAACAGGACCACAGGUUACCAGCCUCUCUCACAAUGGAGAUGUUUCGCACACAGGUGACCCACUUAGCCAGGGCCAGGAUCAGGAUGUUUCAAGGGAUUUAAUGGCAGAAGAGGUUGCUGUUGGUUUAAUGGUACAGCAAGUGAACAAAGAGUCGAUUCUGGACUUGAGUUCAACUGUUGGCUCGAUGCAUGAUAUAAAAAGCAACGAGGACUCAAAAGUACCUGAGGGGCCAGUAGAAGAAAUACUUUCUGACCGGGACAUUUCGAAGGAUGCUGUUUUUCAAAGACAAGGCUCUCCUGACGAUCUAGCCCAGGAGACAUAUGGCUCGGCCCCGGUGUCUGUGCGGACUAGUGAAAAGACAAUUGAGAGGUUAUCUCUUCCUGAAGUAGGGACAUCUACAUGUCUACCUGUGAGGGGUGGCAUGUUGCCAAGCGAAGAAGACAUGUUACCUCUGAAGGCAGUAUUCAAUGCUCUGGACCAGGACGGUGAUGGUUUUGUGCGCAUUGAGGAGUUUGUGCAGUUUGCUACAGUGUAUGGUGCGGAGCAGGUAAAAGACCUUACACGAUUCCUGGACCCCAGUGGUUUGGGCGUUAUCAGCUUUGAGGAUUUCUACCGAGGGAUCUCAGCCAUCAGCAAUGGAGGGGAAUGUUCGGAGGCCCCGCUGUACACUGUGGCCUUCAGCCAUGAAGAGGAGGGCAGGGGAUGCUGCGAGGAGUAUGACGACGGCACCGCCUUCGAGCAGAAUGAGGUGACAGACAGCGCCUACCUGGGCUCGGAGAGCACAUACAGCGAGUGCGAGACCUUCACAGAUGAGGACACUGGCACGCUGGUGCACCCCGAGUUGCACGAGGAGGUGGAGACGGACAGCGCCAUAGACACUGCACUGCACGACCCCGAGGAUGCUGGGAACAGCCUCUCCCUGUGCUCAGAGCUGAACAACCACUCCCUGGUAACAGUGAUUAGCGGGGAGGAAGAACACUUUGAGGACUUCGGGGAAAGCAACGACUCCGAGCUUCUCCUGGAAGCCCCCGAUGGAAUGGAGGGAGAAUGUACCCCAGGAAGCCAGGGUCGCAACUCCACCCUGCUCCUCUCACCCAGCGCCGAUCCUUUCCCUUCCAGCUUUCAGAGCUUCCUCAGGGAGGAGGUUCUUGAUUUUUACUGUAGCCAGUGUCACAAACAGAUUAGUCGCCUGGAGGACCUCUCCACCCGGCUGAAUUAUCUUGAAAUGAAUAGCACCAGCAAGAGGCUCUCCAGCAAGAAAGUAGCCAGACACCUCCUCCAGAGCAGCACCCUGGCGGCCGGCAGCAUGGACGACCUGUCCCGGGACAUCCCAGAGAUGGCCGACACGGACAUCGCUGACAAGGUGUUGUUCCUAGAGAGGCGGGUCUCGGAGCUGGAGAAGGACUCCACCGCCAACAUUGAGGUACACACACGCCUGCGGCAGGACAACCUGCAGCUGGUGCACAGGGCCAAUGCCCUGGAGGAGCAGCUGAAGGACCAGGAGGCACGGGCGGAGGAGUCACUGCAGCUGGAGAUGCGCCGGCAGAAGGAGGCCAUAUGCAAGCUGGAACGGGAGCGAGGCAUGGAGCUGGAGAAUCUGCAGGCCAGGCUGCAGCAGCUAGAUGAGGAGAACAGUGAGCUGCGAUCGUGCGUUCCCUGCCUCCGCGCCAACAUCGAGCGGCUGGAGGAGGAGAAGAGAAAGCUGCUGGAUGAGGUGGAGAACGUGGCAUACAGGCUGAGCGAGGAGAUGGAGUCGCGGAGGAAAAUGUCAGACAAGCUGUCGCACGAAUGUCAUAAGCACCAGAAAGAGAAGGAGUGCACACAGGAGCUGAUCGAGGACCUGCGCAAGCAGCUGGAGCACCUGCAGCUGUACAAGCUGGAGGUGGAAGCCAGGACGGGCCGAUCGCCCAGCGCCGGGCUGCAGGAGUACCAGAGCCGCACCAGGGAGGCCGAGCUGGAGCAGGAGAUCCGCAGGCUCAAGCAGGAAAACCGUAGCCUGAAGGAGCAAAAUGACGAGCUCAACGGGCAGAUCAUCAACCUCAGUAUCCAGGGGGCCAAGAACCUCUUCUCUGCCUCCUUCUCUGAGUCGCUGGCUGCAGAGAUAAACUCCGUGUCCAGGGAUGAGUUAAUGGAGGCUAUUCAGAAGCAAGAAGAGAUCAACUAUAGGCUGCAGGAUUACAUCGACCGCAUCAUCGUCGCCAUCAUGGAGUCUAACCCAUCCAUCCUGGAAGUGAAGUAACAGCCAUCCUACCCUCAACCCGCCACAGUCCCCUUAGUCUGACAGGGCUGUCCGUGUCCCACUGGGCCUCCAUCCUGCACAGAAAGGGAAAAUACUGUUGACACAUUGUCAACACAUUCACCAAGUGAAGUAUGACUGCUGGUGUGGGACACACUUCUGAACUUGGUGGUAAUGAGGGAAUCGGUUGUACCACGUGUGUGUGUGUGUGUGUGUGUGUGUGUGUGUGUGUGUGUGUGUGUGUGUGUGUGUCCGUCCGUCCGUCCAGUGCGUGCUGGUUCCUGUGACGUCCCUGCAGCAGGGUUGGAGGGACCGGGGCUUGCUUCCUCUCUGCCAUACAUACGCCUCUGGGUGCAGUUUGCUUCACACCUUCUUCACGGUUAGGAAGAGAAGCCGUGAAUUUCACCUGCCUGCACUUUGCCUUUGGAGACAGUGCAGCGUUUCAGCCAGUCAUUCCAGGUGUCACUUUUUAACUAGAUAAUUGGACUAAAACUGAGUAAUUCCCUAACAGUUUAUAGAGUUGCUUGUUUGCUCUUUAGUCAUUAGUCCUCCUUAAGGCACUUUGCUCCACAUAGACACGCCUUCUGCCUUGAUGGGCCUGCAGUUUAUUAACUAACGUGUCUCCUUAACUCUUCUAUGACUGUACAGACAUUCUAGGCAAAAUCUGAUUGCAGGUUGCAGAUUAAAGAGGCUGAAUCACACCUUGUCAAACACACUAAAAGGAAUCUGAUCAUUAAAAAGCAUGAUGCACUAGCUGGAUGAAAGAAGCAGCUGUCCGAGCGAAGCGGACCUGGUCAGGUGGAACGCAUGACCUGAAGGAGCUGGCUUUCCUUUUACAGUAGGCUUUAAGUGCGGAUUUUUGUUACGUUUUAAUUCAGUUCAUUGUGUGUCUUCAGCAUUUGAUUUUGUUUCAGUUUUGUUUUGACAAGUUUGUCAACCCAAGUGAGGGGCAGUUCCCUUCCCCCUGCCCUGAGGGUGAUGUGCUGUGAUGCCACUUGGCAUCCUGGGUACUGCGUGUGUGUGUGUGUGUGUGUGUGUGUGUGUCUUUGUUUCUGUGUGUGCGCACGCAUGCGUGUUGGCGGCUUUGGGAAAGCUGGCUUUUGACCCCAUGGCUGUCGUCUUGCGGCGGAGCGAGUCGAAGAGACUAGCCGUCGAAAGAGGCAUAUGGCUGUCUCUCCUCUCACUUAGCAAGGACACACACAGCAGUGCUGGCCACUAGAUGGCGCAGUUGUACUGAGUUCACUUUUGCAUUCGCCAGAUUCAGUCGUACAGUUGGAAACAUGGAAGAUUUUUAGUCAUUCAGGAAAAAGUCAUGUUGGGGGAAAAAAUGCCUGUCGUCCUCCUAGUUCGAUCGCGCACAGACUCUGAUUUCUGCUAAAUGCAGUAGCUGGUGAUUUACAGGUACUACAAUAGCAUCACCUGUUGCAGUGCUGCAGCUUCUUAAUAUGGCACACAGGACUGCCUGUGGUGCAUUAUGUCGUCGCCACUCAGACUGGCCUCGGAGCCCUUGGAGGUGUAUCUGUCUGGGAGCUGACGCGUCUCUUUCUGUGUGAUGUACAUGGACUUUCAAGGAACUGCCUGGGGCUUCCAGCUCUGCCGAAUUUAGUGUGCGGCUGGAGCUGAUCAGUCUGUUCCUUACUGCUACUCUAACAGAAAAUGUUUUUUCAUAUAAGCAGUGGUAAAUUCUGUAUGGUUCUACUUAAGGUCCCUCUUUCUCCUUUGUUCUGGGAUGUAAUUAAUAUGAAUUUAAAGCGCUUGGUGCACUGUUCUGUUGUUUUCUUACUCAGUAUGGGUGUUAAAUUAUUUAACAACAUACACUAGAUCAAUACAAGGGACCUCGUUAAACCAGUUGGCAGCUGGGAUCUGUCAGCUCUCCUUUCUUAUGACCCAGGUCUUAGAAAUGCAAGGGAUGGGGCCGAUUCUGCUAACGCAUGGCUGUCCUAAAGCAAUAAUCAUAAUGUUGAAGGAAACCUAGGGGAAGUCCUGACCGUCAAGCUGGAAAUCGGGGUGGCGAGCGUGAGAAGGUGGAAUGCCCGCCGGCGUGGAACAGCCAGACGCCAUGGGCGGGCACUUCCUUUCUCGCCAACUCUGCCCCCAUUGGGUCACCGCUAGUCAAUCAACGCUUUCCUGGACAGGGAAGCUCAGAGAUGUUGCCAGUGAUGGACACGCCAUGACUGAGGAAAUGAGGACUGUAUAUUUGGAUGUAUUAUAGUAUUUUGGACAUGGCUGCACUGUUGAGGGAUUGACCUAUCUUAGCUGGAGGGCGCAGCCUCACUCCUGCACCUAAACACUCGCUAUGUAAUCUUCAGAGCUACAUGACAUGGCCUUGGAUGUAAAUGACUGUACAUGUAAACUCCUCUUUUUCUAACUUGUAGACUUGUUGGUAUUUUUAUAGUAAGAAAAAUGAGAAUGAUCCUUUGAAUUAGCCCUCUUCACAUAGGGUGUCACCUUGAAUCCCCUCCCCUCCCCCCCCCCUCCCCCCAAUUAUUUCUCACGUAAAUCUGUAGAUAUAUGGGUAUUCAGCUUUUCCGUUUCUCUCCAUGGCUGGACACCAGCACUGUUGUUCAUGAAUACCUUAGCAUACUCAGCGUGAAGGGGAAUUAAACUUGUCUAAUUAGUUGGAAAUGCAUGGUGUAGACGUAUUUUUCCAUCCAGUGUCACUCUCUGAGAAUCCAGUGGGUUAGCAAUUGUGCACUGACGUCACAACUGUAAUUAGCUCAGCUAGUGCUUUUAAGACUUUUCUGUCUGUUCUGAUUUGUUUUAUAUUUGUAACUGCUCACUGUUGGGCCUAGUGAAAGGUAGCCUGCAGACAUUAUUUUAUGACUUAAAAUUAUAAUUUAAAGAAGUCUGUGAUCUGUUGUCUUCGUUUAAUAGGAGGCAAUAGGCUAGUUGUACUGUGCCAUUAAUGAGAAAAAAUCUAUUCACAUUAUGAUAGCUGCGCCGCCAGCAUUUUCAUACUGCACUCUGCCACUGGCAGUAGUGCAUCAUUAAAGUUAUUUAUUAAACCUAAUGGAACAACCUGUGAUGCAUAAUACAGUUAAAAAUAACACUGCAUUAUAUGCCUGUAAAAGUCUUUUCUUGCAAUAUCAUCCUCAACUCAUUAAAUGAGAUUAUGCACUUGAAAAUGCUUUCUGUAAAUCACUUAUUACUGUUUUGAAAAUUGCCAAACAUGAUUAUAAUUUGUCAGCCAAUUUCAUGUAUUCUCAGAUAAUCUGGCAUAGUUUACACUGUCACAGGCUAAACAGUGAGCAGAUGAAUUGUAGAAACACACUUAUAAACUGAAGUAUUUUGUUCUCUGUAUUUUGGUAUUUUUGCAACAUAUGUUCACUCUUAUAAAGUGGUAUGCACAAAACUGACCGAUGAGGGGAGACACUUGGUAUAGAUAGUAGUCCCUCUGAUCUGUCAUCACUUUUUUUGAGGUCCCUUACUAAUCCUCCUGCCUAAGGUUUUGGAUUUUUGGUCCAAUAGUGUGCAUACAGCCAUUUCUGAGAUACAGCCUCUUAUUGGUCUAAAUAUGGUAGGACAACCAAUGUGUAGGCUUGUCAGUUAACUGUAAUGAAGUUUAAAUGUGAAUAUGAAUCCUUAUUUUUUGUAAGACUUUUGCUCUAACUCUAGCUUCCAAAUGUCCAAAGAAAGUUGAUUCUAAGGCGCGGGAUAUCACUAUCGGGUGCUGCACUAACGGCUCAAGUUAAAGACAAGAAAAAAAUAAGAAUAAAAAAAAAAACGGAUGAUUGUAAUGUCAACUGAAGUUUAUUCUGAUUGUGGAGGAUACUGUAUUGAUUAAAAGAUCAGUAUUGUGUACUGCUGUAUGUUACCAUUUCUUUUGAAAAAAUUCGAAAGAUGUAAUCAUUAUUGUUUGGAGAAUUAUAGACUUUCCAAAUCACUGUAAAAAAGAAAAAAAAUAUUCAGAAAGAUUGAAAA
Brienomyrus brachyistius is the source of this 9044-nucleotide messenger RNA. It is a transcript of the gene rab11fip3, whose product is annotated as RAB11 family interacting protein 3 (class II). NCBI's taxonomy places the organism in Eukaryota, Metazoa, Chordata, Actinopteri, Osteoglossiformes, Mormyridae. Gene Ontology annotation, molecular function: calcium ion binding. The coding region runs from base 1785 to 5126 and encodes 1113 amino acids. Gene Ontology annotation, biological process: endocytic recycling; regulation of cytokinesis. Gene Ontology annotation, cellular component: recycling endosome membrane; endocytic vesicle; midbody. The transcript has 14 exons. The record is from RefSeq and is a predicted model, not a curated record.